Molecule: messenger RNA, 1799 nt
Organism: Eremomyces bilateralis CBS 781.70
Lineage: Eukaryota; Fungi; Ascomycota; Dothideomycetes; Eremomycetales; Eremomycetaceae
Product: NAD(P)-binding protein
Exons: 1
Coding region: 398-1405 (335 amino acids)
Cellular component (GO): endoplasmic reticulum
Molecular function (GO): oxidoreductase activity
Source: RefSeq, a predicted model, not a curated record
GCUCGUAUUAAUUAAUGGCUUUUUACUCGGAAGUCUAGAACAAUCCUCGAUGGCUGGGAAUUCUGAUGCGGGGAUACGUAUUUGAUCUCCAAGAUUCUCUGGAGUAAACAUCGCACCCUACCUGUCGUCUACAAAGGAUGAUGCGCUACCUCUACGCUUCUGACACUGCAUAUCCGACACCGCCAUACAUUGCCUGAACGCUUGCGAACACUGCCCUUCCUAAGCAAUCACUCGCCCGAGUAUCGAAACUGGGGAACCGCAGGUACGUACCUGUGCUCUGGAAGGGUGAUUACCACGGGUUGUUGUCCAAGCCGUGACCAGCAUCAUCGUUUUCGACUGCAGAUCGCCUCACUGUUUGAAGAGAAAGUCCAAGUGCGCUUUCGUCUAGUCCUUCAAGAUGUCUGAUCAAGAUGAUGGAUUGAGACUGUUCAUAACCGAUAUCCUUAUCCUCUUCUCCAUCGGCUUCCUGUCCGUCCAGUUCUUCAAAUUCGUAUCAUGGAGCUAUAUAUACAUUCGCGCAUCCACCCUCCCUAGAUACCUCCCCCCACAAAAGAAGGUUCCAAACUGGUCUCUCGUCACCGGAGCCACCGAUGGUGUCGGCCUCGCCCUCGCGCACGAGCUCGCCUUGCACCGCAACUCCUCCGUCAUCAUCCACGGUCGCAACCCGACGAAGCUCGCGACCGUCGCCUCCUCGAUCAGGUCCCAGCUUCCGCCGAACUCGCCCAUCCGCAUCGAGACCGUGGCCGCGGACGUGGUGGAACCGAUCGCCGCCAGCCGCACGAUCGCGACGUUCCUCGAGGGGAAAAACAUCCGGAUCAGCCUGCUGGUCAACUGCGUCGGUGGGACGGUGAUGUUCGGGAGGAGAUAUGACGGCCUUGACGAGAUUAGCGAAGAGGCGGCUACGGGAAUCAUUAAUCUCAAUACCGUCUUUCCGGCGAUGUUGACUCGCGCUGUGAAGCCGCGGUUGGCUCGGCCGGCCUGCAUCAUUAACCUUGGAUCGUAUGCCGGGACCGCCGGGUUUCCAUUCCUCUCUUUCUACGCCGCCAGCAAAUCGUUCAACAUGACCUUCUCCACGUCCCUAAACCGGGAGAUGCAUGCACUGAACCAAGACAUUGAGGUCCUCGGCGUGGUGCUUGGGAGCGUCCGCACUGAGAGCUCCGGGCUGAUUACGAGAGACGCGUCAGGGAAAGUCGGACUGGAAUAUCCGGCGUUUUUCAUCCCGACGCCAGAGGAUAUGGCCAAUGCCAUCUUGGCUCGAGUGGGUUGUGGAAGGCACGUGGUGGUCGGUUAUCUUGGCCACGCGUUGCAGGCGAUACCGAUGGAAUGGCUACCUAACGCCCUGACGGAGGUGAUGGCGAUGGAGGCGACCUUGCGGAGGUGGAAAGCGGAGAGAAAAGGGGAAUAGACGGCUCAGAUACUGAGGACGUCGGAUGAUGAAUGGAGAAAUCCUUGUCCGUAAUGGAAAGGGAGUAGCUCCUUGGGAUUGAGGUCAAGACGGUACUAUGAGCGAGAGAAGAGUGGUUUCGGUCGAAUCUUCCAACGACUAAUUUCGAGGGGUUUCUAUACUAAAUUUGCUACCAACGCGAAGCUCAUACACGCAGGGAGGUAUGUUGGAGAAAUGGCUUCUCGGACUACCAUUUGAAUCCGUCUCCAUCAAUCUGCACUCGAAGAACGCCUUGUAUUUCAUUUAGAUAAGGCGUCGAGGACAACCUUGGUUGCCUCAAUAACCUUUUCCUCUUCGAGCCGUCUCGCCACGAGUUGCAAGCUAAUGGGCAUGCCAAGAACAGCUUGAGCAUCAU